UCGAUCUUUGAACGGUAUACCCCGGAUCAUAUAUAUCGCUACUGCUUAACAUUGCCAGACGAUCAGGCAAGAUUCAUAACUUGCACUGCCUUCUAAGAAUAUUGGUAACUCCUUCUUCAACAGCAGCAACGACUACAUUCCUCGAAGCCUACGAUGCACUCUGUAAUGACUACCGUGAAUAUAUGGAUUCCUUUGUCCGACAUUCGAUUUACCCUGGACCUGCCUUGGUGCAAGGAUCUCUUCCGUUGAUGAAUGUCCGGCGUCGUAUAUCAGACGUCGUCUCUAUGAUCCGGGAGCAAGAAUUCUCUCUACGGGUCUCAUGGCUGCAUCCCGAAACUAUCGAUAGAUUAGGUCGCACUAUUCUCUCCCUCUCACCUAAGGCCUUGAAUCCAAGUGAUAGCCGGGCAGAUCCAGUUGUGGUUGCCAUAUACAUUGACGACAAUCUUAUUUUCUACUCCGCCCAGGGAUACGAAACUCUAUUUAAGGAGAUCCGAUAUAAGAAUCAAUUUGAAAAUAUUCAGGAUAUGGCAUACACAGUCCGCAAAUUCGGUCACUCUUCUUUGCUCAUCGGUAUCACGACCAUGGACUCUCAGGUUAAUUGGAGGAGGAACUUCUUUACUACCGACGCCCAUUUCCAUCAGUCAACGGAACAGGCUUUCAAAGCUGCGCACAAGGUCCCUGACAACAAGAAUAUCGACGCCGGAGGUGGCUUCCCGCUCUUUGACGGAGGCGGUCGCCUAGUCGGCGUGAUUUGCGUCAGCGGUCUUGGGGAUGCCAAAAAUCACGAUCUAAUAGUAAGGGGUAUCAGGAAGUACCUUCAUAAACCAGAAGAUGUCUCUCAGAAAACAGAAGAGGUCUCUCAGAAAACAGAAGAGGUUCUUCAAUGAAAUUGCUAGUCGAAUCAUACAACCCACGCUUGAUCAAACCAAUAUAAGCAAGAACAAAACGAAAACCGUAAAAAAUUGCUUAAAAGCAAUAUCAAUUAUCAGAAAUCAAGUGUGUCAAGUACCAAGUUGGGAUGGUCGGUGUCAGCGGUCUGCC
Molecule: messenger RNA, 1041 nt
Organism: Myxozyma melibiosi
Lineage: Eukaryota; Fungi; Ascomycota; Lipomycetes; Lipomycetales; Lipomycetaceae
Exons: 2
Coding region: 183-887 (234 amino acids)
Biological process (GO): post-translational protein targeting to endoplasmic reticulum membrane
Cellular component (GO): TRC complex
Source: RefSeq, a predicted model, not a curated record